CAAUGAUGGACUCGGACUCGUCCGGUGCGGACUUCUGCCGGUUCUGCCGGUCAGAGGCGUCGUCAGACCGGCCGCUAUUCCACCCUUGCAUCUGCACGGGUUCCAUCAAGUGGAUUCACCAAGAGUGCCUGGUGCAAUGGAUGCGGUAUUCCAGGAAGGAGAUUUGCGAGCUCUGCGGCCAUCGGUUUUCGUUUAUGCCGAUCUACUCGCCCGAUAUGCCUCGCAGGCUGCCUAUCCGCGACGUAGUGGGUGGCCUGGUGACUUCCGUUGCGUCCGCCGUGAAAGACUGGCUGCAUUACACUUUGGUGGCGCUCGCUUGGCUCGGGAUCGUGCCGCUAACGGCGUGCCGGACGUAUAGAUGCCUAUUCUCAGGAUCAUUAGACCCAGUCAUAUCCUUACCAUUCGACAUCGUAUCUGCUGAGAACCUGGCGAAAGAUGUCUUUUCUGGGUGUUUUGUGGUGACGUGUACCCUGUUUUCGUUUAUUGGACUGAUUUGGUUGAGAGAGCAAAUAAUGCAUGGUGGCGGUCCUGAUUGGAUGGAGAGAGAAAUUAUGCCAGCGCCGGCAGCAGAAGAUAUUCCUUUGCCUGACAAUAACAAUGACCUUGUGAAUGAUGCGCCAGCGGAUGAUGCGGCUAGAGAGGAAGCUAACGGAGAGGGUGGUGAGGACCCGCUGGUGGGGGACGAAGCCAACUGGAACCCUAUGGAGUGGGACCGUGCUGCCGCUGAGGAGUUGACCUGGGCUCGUCUGCUGGGGCUGGACGGAUCAAUGGUGUUCCUAGAGCAUGUGUUCUGGGUUGUGUCAUUGAACACCUUUUUUAUUGUUGUGUUUGCAUUUUGCCCCUAUCAUAUUGGCCGGUUGGGGGCAGCGAUGGCUGGAUUCACCGCUGAGGGUCCCUUUGCCGGUCCCCUCACUGCCCUGGCUGGAUAUGUCUUAGUGGGAGCAAUCCUGGCAGUUCUACAUGGCAUAGCAUCACUACUGCGUCUAAGAAGUGCCAAAAAAGCAUUAGGAUUCUGCUAUGUGGUGGUGAAAGUUGCCCUACUAUCUGUGGUUGAGAUCGGUGUGAUCCCACUGGUAUGCGGUUGGUGGCUGGACCUAUGCUCCUUAUCGAUGUUCGACGCGACCCUCAAAGACCGCGAGGCAAGCCUCCAAGCUGCCCCCUGGACGCUCAUGUUCAUACACUGGCUAGUCGGCAUGGUCUAUGUGUAUUACUUUGCCUCCUUCAUACUACUGUUGAGAGAGGUGCUGAGACCAGGCGUGCUGUGGUUCUUGAAGAACCUGAAUGACCCUGAUUUUAGUCCUGUGCAGGAAAUGAUCCACCUGUCAGUAUGGUCUCACAUUCGCCGGCUGGUGGUGUCUGCCAUGAUAUUCGGGACUGCUGUGCUGUUCAUGUUGUGGCUGCCGAUAAGAGUGAUCAAGUAUGUGCUGCCUGGAUUCCUGCCGUAUGCUGUGGCUGUCCACACUGAAGCUCCAGUCAAUGAACUUAGCUUGGAGUUGCUGCUGCUUCAGGUGAUCCUGCCAGCGCUGCUGGAACAAUCCCACACCAGAACCUGGCUGAAGGCAGGCUUACGGGCCUGGUGCCUGUGCGCCGCCGGCGUGCUAGGGCUCCGCUCGUACUUGCUGGGCGAGGCGGCGCGCCAGGCGGAGCCGCACCCGCCGCCGCACCCGCCGCACCAGCUCGGCGCCGCGCACCAGGCGCUGAUGCGUCGAGACGGGCCAGCCGGCUACGAGCCCUACGUCCGCGUGUCUUGGUUCCCGGUGCGACUCGCCGCUCUAUUGGUCCUCGUUUCAAUCUCCUUGGUGCUUGCUAGCGCUCUCACUUUGGUUAUCCCUGUGGCGAUCGGAAGAAAAGUAAUGGCUCUAUGGCUGCCUAAGGCUUCAGAAGGUGUUCACGAACUAUACACUGCGGCUUGUGGGAUGUACGUAUGCUGGGCUUUGGGCCGCGGCGGCACGUUAGCGGCGGGCUGGGCCCGCGGCGGCCGCACCGCACUAGUGUCCCGCUGCAUACUGUGGGCGCGGGUAGCGCUGCGGGCCGCGCUGGCCGCCGCCGCGCUGCUAGGGCUGGUGCCGCUUAUGUUCGGGCUGCUGCUGGAGCUGGUGCUGGUGAUCCCACUCCGCGUGCCACUUGAACAGUCGCCCGUACUAUUCGUGUGGCAGGACUGGGCACUAGGCGUGCUUUACACCAAGAUCGUGUGCGCACUCACAAUGAUGGGCCCCGACUGGGCCAUGCGACGCGCCAUCGAGAAGGCCUACCGCGACGGCAUCCGCGAGAUGGACCUCAAAUUCAUCCUAACUGAAGUGGCCGCGCCCAUAGUGUGCUGGCUGGGACUAGCUCUUGCAGUACCGUACGCGUUCGCGCACAGCGUGGCGCCGCUGGUGGUGACGUCAGCGGCGCAGCGCAAUCUGCUGGCGCGCCGCGUGUACCCCGCGCUGCUGCUGUGCUGCGUGCUGUGCGCGCUCACCGUGUUCCAGAUUCGCCAAUUCCGCAAGUUAUACGAGCACAUCAAGAAUGACAAGUACCUAGUAGGCCAGAGGCUCGUGAACUACGACCAUCGGCGUCACAAGCAACAAGCCCAGCUGGCCGCCUGAGCGCCGCGAUAUCGCGUCACCAUCGCGUUCGACCGCAAUCAGUUCGACCGUAAGCACUUCGACCGUGAACACUUCGACCGUAAACACUUUGACCGAAAACAGAACAUCAGCAGUGUACGCGCAGUGGUCUAUACAACUAGCGUUGCCAGAUUAGCAUUUCAAAAGUCAGUACAUAAAAAACGGGUUUUGACUUAAAAAAUCGGGACUUCUAAAAUUACACAUUGUAUUUUUGUGAUUAAAAUAAAAAAAAAAUCAGUCAGAUCAAUGAAAAAAAUCACCUAAAGUAUUAGAUAGGCAUUCUCUACAAUGGAUCUACUCUGAUUGAGGCUAGAAGAAUGCUAUAUGGUGUUAAGUUCACCUUAUGUAAAUACUAUAAAUGUUGUAGUUCGAUGUUUUAAAUAAAUAAAACAGCGGUAUAUUCGGCAUUACACUCAUGCUGUUUUCUAAACGUCCUAGAAACGGGACGUCUCAUCAAAAGAGACCUCUGGCAACACUAAACACGACACACCGGUCGCCUAACGGUCCGACUAGUGGUUGCAGCGUGGUGAACGAAACGCGAACGCGUAAACGGCUAAACUCAAACGUGAAUUCGUAUUCAACGCUAGAGCUGCGUACGUCAACAAAUACAACAAUGAAUGAAAUAAAUAAAGAAAAGUUAAUUCUUUUUGAGAAAAUAACACUUAAUUGAAACUCUUGUUUUUUUUGGUCUAAAAUUAUGCGUUUAAGAAAUUGUAUCUUAGAAUGAAAGAAAACCGGUGUCAAAUAUCGAAUUUCAUAAGAAGACAUAACUUUGUUUGACUGGUUUUGUUGAUGUACCAGUUUCAGUAUAGAAUACGAUAUUGCUAACGUGAUCGUGUGAGAUGAACAUUAAUAAUAUCAAUAUUUUUUAUGUAAUAAAUAACACUUAUCCUUCUAGAAACUACAUUGAAAGAAAUAUAAAGCCAUAAACUUAUAUUUUUAGUAGUUAACCUCUCACACGAUCUAUGUUACUAAACUCCGCUCGUCACGCAGAUAGAAUUUCGUACAAUGACCCCAAGCUAUCCAUCCUUAUCUAUUGCUGUCGCGCUCGCACACUCACUGCGGCCGCCCGUCGCAUAGUCGCGACAGCAAUUUAAUUACGUGCGUGUGAUAAGGAUGCGUGGCUUGGGUUCAUUGUACGAAAUUAUAUUUGCUCGGCGACCGGACUUUAUUUGAAAAAUACUUUGAGUAUUUAUAAAUGUUCGAGACGUUAAGUGUAAUCUUAAAUCAGAACAUGUGGUACUUCAAACGUGAACGGAGACCAAACUUGAAACUGUCGAUAGAAUUUAUUUUAUUGUAAAAAAUAAUAUUUUAAAAGACACCAAAGUGAGAGUCGGAAUUCGCUAAAAAACGAUUGGAUCACGUAAUUUCUAAAAUUACUCACAGCCACAUGUAUUUUAAAUAUUGUAUACUAUAUUUUAAGUACAAUUUGAACAGUAUGGAGUGCAUUUUGUAAUGAAUAGGUUUUGUUUUGUAUACGGUUUCGCUAACCUUUGAUAUUACAGCAAAUAUACAGUAUGUAAAUGUUAUAAUGUAACUCCAGUUCUAUACAGAUAUAUUUCAUAGAAAAGCAUGAUAUUCCUCAAAAACUUCGGAAAAUAAGCAUUAUUACAUUACAAAAUUUCAUAAAAGCGUAAUAUCUAAUGCCUCCCUGAUAUGAAACAUUCCUGACUAACGAAACAACUGUGUAUUUGCUGUAUUAUUAUUGAUUAGCGACUCCCCUCAACCCAUGGGCUUACACGAUACAUGGUGUAUCGUUUGCGGACGCUCGAAGCGUGAGGUCAAUUCGCACGCCCUGUAUAGUCACGAAAGCAUUUGUAGCGACAACAGCUUGACCGCUGUGGCCAUCCAGGCUACACCAAACGAAGCUAGUUCAGGUUAGUUACGACUAUUUAAUAUUUAUGACAUCGGAAAGUGUAAAUAAGUUCACGCCAAUAGUUUUUAUAUGUGCAGGGUGUCCCAUGAAAAUCAUGUGAAGCUUAAGGUGGAUGUAGAUCAAAGGAUGGCUCGCAAACCCUUUUUUAUUACUUUUAAUUAGUAAAAAACUGAUGAUGAAAGAAAAAAAUGUUUUAAUGAGUCAUUAUAGAAACAAAUAUUUGCCAAAAACUUAGACACACCGCAAAAAAAAACCUUCCUUAUCAAAGUUAACAGACUGUCGAAGUUUGUAUGGGAAAUAAUAAAUUUUUGUGAUUUGCCCUUUAUUUUUGAUGAAUGUUUCUUUAUUUAUGACUAACAGUCACCUAUUACAUAUUUGCACUAAUUAAAAAUAGUACAUACUACAAUAUACACUUUAAGCUUGAUGUGACUUUAAUAGGACACCAUGUAUCCUAAAACCUGAUAGAUGUUUUAAAUCAACUCUUUGUUUAGUAUACGUUCUAUUAUAAUACUAAAUUAAAGAAUAUCUGAAUGCCUACGAUUUACCUCACUGAACUAGUUAUUUUCGCCUUAAUUUGUAUAGAGUAGAAGAGAGGAGUCUAUACGUAUAUUACAUACAUUCGAAAGAGUACGCUAAGGUGUGUCGUCCAUAGUUAAGCUUAGUUUCUUACCUAACUUUCCAAUAUUGAUAUUGUUCCAUAGGUGUUGGUUCGCAUAGCUGACGCAGUUUUCCAUAGUUGUGUGCAAACAUAAGAAUAAUAUACUUCGUACAGAACAAUUUCUUCGCAAAGGAAUUUAAAAAAAAAUGUACUCAAUAUCGUCAACAAUAUGGUGCAAUUUAGCUUGCCUCAGAGUCGAGCACCGUUUCGUUUACGUACUAGAUAAAUCCAUUGCAAGCGAAUUUAACUCUUAUUAUUCGAGAGAAACGAUUCAAAAUACAUACCUUGCGAAUUAGCCACGCGUGUUUUGUUUUCGAUGCCUACUCGGGAGGUCUGUUUUUACAAACACUAUGGAAAAUUGUGUCAGCUAUGAUUGAUGAUAUGAUUUCACACCAUCUGAUUAAGGGUUAAGUUUAUUCAAUAAAUACAUACAAUAAAAAGACAACAAACCGGUAAAACGACACUAUUACUAAUUAUUUAGCGUGCACCAAAUAUAAAACGGCUUGCCAAACUUUUAAAAAGACUUGAAACCUAUUCGAGCUGAUUUUUCAACCGUUAACAUUUGGUUCGUGUACAAAAGAAUUAUAAUAUUAUGAAGGUUAUAGGUUUUUAUUUAUUCGCUACUUGACGAUUGAAAAAUUGGCCUAAAUACUAUGUAUGUAUUUGAAUUUAGUCAGAGUGAUAUUUGAUUGUAAAAUAAUUAUUGUAUCUAAAAUGUGUGUAUACUAUUGGUAGAGGCUGUUUGUUUUAUAUUUUUUAUAAUUUAUCAUAUUUUUUUUUACUUAUUAAUUAAAAGAGAUAUAAAGAGAAUUAUUAUCACUCUGAACAAAAAUCGAUAUGAAAUGAAAAUAGUUUUUUUUUCUUCCUAUUUGUUUGCGAGAGCAGCUUAUUUGUGAGUUAUGUUUGUAGAAGUAGUAACAGAUAUUUUGUACGAACAAGGUUGUCGUACUUAUUGUCGUACAAGUAAAGGAAUGGCUGAAAUCAGAUACAGAGAAAAAAUAUUACGUAGAAGCAUUGGCACUGCACCAGGCCAGAUUCGCUUACGUAAUCGUUAAAAAAACCAUAAUAAACGAUGAAGAACUAACAUCCAAGUUGAACUGCCACGAACAGCUUUGUUUAAACAAAAUAUUGUAACAUUACUAUUGGUCUAGCUAGGGCUUAACUGAGUCAGUGCCUGAGGUACGGGAGCGGCACGGGAGGGUGUUUUUGAGACGUCAAACGUCAGCGAGACUUAGAUUUGUGCGCUUUGUCACGUCAUAAUAUGUCAAUGUCACCCCUCUCUUGUCGCUUCCAUACCUCAGACAUUGGCUCAGCUAAGCGCUAGACAUACAGGGUGUUGAUUUUAAUCCUCGCCAUAUUUAUUUAGGUGAUCAAUUAUGAACGUAUUAUCCACAAAAAAAACAAACGAAAGUGGAAUUUUUAGCGAACAUUUUCCGUGCGUCAUCCACUGUACUGUGGCUCGCAAUACUGCAAUACGUUUACACUGCGGCACCAUCGAGUUACGCGGAUUGCUCGCUUAUCAUGUCGGAUAGCCUACUGAAGGUAGCCACGUAAAGUAGGUAGUGUUAAUAGGUAUUUUUCUUUGAGUAACUAAAGUUAAAGUUCAUUUUAAAUUUUUUCGAAGUAAUUUUUUUUACUAAUUUGUGAUCAGAAUAAGCUUCUUAAUCAACUCCCUAAAUAUUGCGAGGAUUGAUAUCAACACCCUGUAUAAACAGAAGGACUGAUCAAAUACAGGCCAAACGGUUGAAUUUAAUUUAUUUUUUUAAUAAAAUACGGUUAUGUCAUAUCUUACAACACUUGAGAUCCUUUUGGCCAGUCCUCGCAAACGUGCACUCGGUAAUCUUGGAAGUUGUUGUCAGACAUCCAUUUAGGUUAAUGCUUCAUAGGAUGUAAUAAAUCAGUCUUAAUUUUAUUUUAGUGUAAGGCGUAGUAGACACGCACCCGUACGGUCAGAAAAACAUCAAUUUUUGAAACUAUUGUGAUUUAUUGAUCUACUUUGUUUGCUUUAUAAAAGCUUCAGUUAAAUUUUUACCCCCUUACUAAUAAAAAGUUACACAGUUGUUGAACACUGUUUUAAAAUGACAUUUUCAUACUAAACGUCACUUUAAAACACUGUUCAACGAGCAUGUAAGUUUUAUUAGUAAGGGGGUUAGUUAGUGGUAAUUGAGAAAAAACUUCCUAAUUUCAUAAGCCGUUAUUGCACUAACAUGAUUAGAAUUGAUUUCAAAGCUUUUUUGAUAUUUGCAUUUGGUUUAGAUUCUUUGCAGCGGCACGGAAUUAAUAAAUGAAUAAUAACUACCCUGUUUCUCAUUCUACCUGCGUGUUCCAUUCGCUGGAUCAUAUUUUUUUUCUAUCUAGCGUUGUUAAGUAGUUUUAUAAUAUAAUUUAUUGUAUACUGCUCAAUCUUGUAUUUUGUUUUAUUGACUUAGUUUUGUUUUCUUUCUUUUGGGGACUUAUUCUGAAGAUACAGAUUGGAAUAAUUUAUUUAUAAUUGUACCUAUGUAUGAAAAUGUAAAACGUUAAUUUAUAAUUAUGGUGUGGUUAUAAUAGGAAGAAUAAGUCCCUAAAAUUGUUUUUGAUUUAUUUUCUCAUUCACCUUCUGGCUGUAGUUGUACAUUAUUUUAAACAUUUAAUUGGCCAGAGUAAUUAAAGUGGAGGCUCCAUCGGUAAAGAGUUAGAUGACAUUAGAUGCAGGUAAUAAGCAAUUUGUAAACAAUAAAAUAAUUAUUGAAAUAA
Ostrinia nubilalis (European corn borer) is the source of this 7876-nucleotide messenger RNA. RefSeq names its product E3 ubiquitin-protein ligase MARCHF6. NCBI's taxonomy places the organism in Eukaryota, Metazoa, Arthropoda, Insecta, Lepidoptera, Crambidae. Gene Ontology annotation, cellular component: endoplasmic reticulum membrane. Gene Ontology annotation, molecular function: zinc ion binding. The transcript has 10 exons. The record is from RefSeq and is a predicted model, not a curated record. The coding region runs from base 3 to 2588 and encodes 861 amino acids.